UCCAUUACAAAAAUGUUCAAACGCUUCUCUCCCUUCGCUUCACUUUCCGCCACCAGAAUUCUUGCUGUUCCAAACUGUUUGCAUCUGAUCUGUUUCAACUUUUCAAACAGCUAUCCCAAAUGUCUUCCUUUGCAGUUCGUUUCGUUGCACCGCUAGUAUUGCCAUCUACUUCCUCUUCCAGUCCUAAAACAUGGGUUCUUGCCUCCCCCACGACAGCACUAGCAUCAGUUGAGGUUGAUGCUGGGAGGUUGGAGCCAAGAGUGGAAGAGAGAGAUGGGUACUUUGUGUUGAAAGAGAAGUUUAGAGAAGGCAUCAACCCUCAGGAGAAAGUAAAGAUUGAGAAAGACCCCAUGAAGCUUUUCAUCGAAGGAGGGAUUGAAGAACUUGCUAAGAUGUCAUUUGAGGAAAUUGAUAAGGCUAAGGAUACAAAGGAUGAUAUUGAUGUCAGACUUAAGUGGCUUGGUUUGUUCCAUCGUAGGAAGCAUCAGUAUGGUAGAUUUAUGAUGAGACUGAAGUUACCAAAUGGUGUAACGACAAGUGCCCAAACACGAUAUCUAGCUAGUGUGAUAAGGAAAUAUGGGAAGGAUGGGUGUGCUGAUGUGACGACCAGACAAAACUGGCAAAUUCGGGGAGUGGUGCUGCCUGAUGUGCCAGAAAUACUCAAGAGUCUGGAAGGAGUAGGCUUGACAAGUCUGCAGAGUGGCAUGGACAAUGUGAGAAACCCUGUUGGCAGUCCUCUUGCUGGCAUUGACCAAGAAGAGAUUGUCGAUACUCGUCCUUACACCAACUUGUUAUCCCAAUUCAUUACCGCCAAUUCCCGUGGCAAUCCAACCAUCUCUAACUUGCCAAGGAAGUGGAAUGUUUGUGUUGUGGGGUCUCAUGAUCUUUAUGAACAUCCCCAUAUCAACGAUCUUGCUUACAUGCCUGCCACAAAAGAUGGACGAUUUGGGUUCAACUUGCUGGUAGGUGGGUUCUUUAGUCCCAAGAGAUGUGAAGAGGCCAUUCCUCUUGAUGCUUGGGUCUCAGCGGAUGAUGUGAUCCCAGUGUGCAAAGCUGUGCUGGAAGCCUACAGGGAUCUUGGCUUCAGGGGCAAUAGACAGAAGACAAGAAUGAUGUGGCUGAUUGAUGAACUAGGCAUUGAAGUAUUCAGAUCAGAGAUAGUCAAGAGAAUGCCUCAAAAAGUGUUAGAGAGAGCAUCUUCUGAAGACCUGGUUCAAAAGCAAUGGGAAAGGAGAAACUACCUUGGUGUCCAUCCGCAGAAACAAGAAGGUUUUAGCUAUGUUGGUCUUCACAUUCCAGUUGGUCGAGUCCAAGCAGAUGACAUGGAUGAAUUAGCUCGGUUAGCUGACAAAUAUGGCUCAGGCGAACUCAGGCUUACCGUGGAGCAAAACAUCAUAAUUCCAAACGUUGAGAACUCGAAAUUAGAAGCCUUGCUUAAAGAGCCUCUACUGAAAGGUAGGUUUUCACCAGAACCAAGUAUUCUCAUGAAAGGGUUAGUGGCUUGUACUGGAAACCAAUUUUGUGGGCAAGCCAUUAUUGAGACAAAGGCUAGAGCCUUGAAGGUGACUGAGGAGGUGGAACGGCUAGUGUCAGUGACCCGGCCGGUGAGGAUGCACUGGACGGGUUGUCCUAAUACUUGUGGACAGGUUCAAGUUGCUGAUAUUGGUUUCAUGGGGUGCAUGGCAAGGGAUGAGAAUGGAAAACCUUGUGAAGGGGCAGAUAUCUUCCUGGGAGGGAGAAUUGGAAGUGACUCACAUUUGGGAGAAGUAUAUAAGAAGGCUGUUCCUUGUAAGAACUUGGUACCUGUAGUUGUUGAUAUUUUGGUGGAACACUUUGGUGCUGUCCCUAGAGAGAGGGAAGAAGGGGAAGAUUGAUCCAAUCAAGUUCAUUCAUUACUUUUAGAUUUUUUUUUUCCAAAUUGGAGGAUUUAAAAGACACCUGGAGGACUAAUUUGGACAACAUUGAUCAAUAGGAUGAUGAGUUUUGUUUUGUCUGAUCAUAGUAUAUAACAUUUUGAGCAUAUGUAUCAAAAUAAACUUAUUGGUAAUAUAUUUUCGGUUGAAUACUUGUUUUUUGAAUAAAUCUUGAUCACCCUGUUCUAGGAGCAGAUUAAGCUCUUUUCAGUGGAGAGAUAGACCUUCAACCCAAUAUCCAAGGAAGCCAUGAACAAUUAUUUUCUCCUUCUUUAGGACUUUUACGAGAAAAUUGGAAGGAAGAGCCCUUAGUCAGUUAUUUAUAUGGAUUCGGAUUGGGAUAUUGCCCUAACUCCCAAGCAAGUCUGUUUCUUUUUUUUUAUUAUUAUUAUUAAAUGGAUUCUUGGUGGGCUUUCUCAUUGGGGUAGGAUGCAGUACAUUACCAGGCCGAGAUAAGGCUUCCAAGCAAUUCAUAUGGCCUCACGGGCUCACCGUCAGGAUUCCCAUCAAAUGGUUUCUAAAGGGACUAUUAGGAAACAAAAAAUAAUGAUUUUUUUUCUUGUAAUCCUUCUUAUGAUCAUUUUCAUUUGAUUUGAGAAUCUGCAUCUUAAUUCUGACAAUUAUGUCUUAAUAUGAUUUUAGAAAAAAUAAGCUACCACUUCACCCAUUGGGUUAGAACGGAUUUUUGUUUGUAUC
Molecule: messenger RNA, 2609 nt
Organism: Durio zibethinus
Lineage: Eukaryota; Viridiplantae; Streptophyta; Magnoliopsida; Malvales; Malvaceae
Product: ferredoxin--nitrite reductase, chloroplastic-like
Molecular function (GO): heme binding; iron-sulfur cluster binding; oxidoreductase activity
Source: RefSeq, a predicted model, not a curated record